AUUACUAUGAUUUGGAUUCUGUGCUCUUGCCGCCUCGUUUUCAUUAAAAAGUGAGGUUAAAUAUUUUGACGUUUAAUGGUCUAAGUUAUAGUAAAAAGGUUGCUAUAAGGGCAAGGUAACAAUUCUAAUUUCACGAACGCUGCAUUCAUUAUAAAUAAUAUGCCUACAAUCGGCGUUAAAAGAGAUUUGUUGUUUAAAUCCUUAGGAAAACAAUACACUGAUGAUGAAUUUCAAAACCUGUGCUUUGAAUUCGGUCUAGAACUAGAUGAAGUGACAACGGAAAAACAAAUGAUUACCAAAGAACAAGGUGAAGAUUCACAACUAACAACAAAUGCUUCAGAAGAUGUGAUUUAUAGAAUUGAUAUUCCAGCAAAUCGUUAUGAUUUAUUGUGUUUAGAAGGUUUAGUUAAGGGUUUACUAAUAUUUCAAGGAAAAAUUUCUCAGCCAAUAUAUGGUGCUGUUAAACCAAAGGAGGGGACGAUGGAAAAGUUAAUUAUCAAACCUGAUACUGCGAAAAUUCGUCCCUAUGCCGUAGCAGCUUUAUUAAGAAAUAUCAAGUUUGACAAAGAUAGUUAUAACAGUUUCAUAGAAUUACAAGAUAAAUUACACCAAAAUAUUUGUCGUAAACGAUCCCUAGUGGCUAUUGGAACACAUGAUUAUGAUACUGUUAAGGGUCCAUUUGUUUAUGAUGCUAAAUCUCCAAAAGAUAUUAAAUUUGUUCCCCUUAACCAGAACAAAGAAUUUUCUGCUGAAGAAUUGAUGACAUUCUAUUCUACUCAUGCUCAGUUGAAACAGUAUUUACCCAUAAUAAAAGAUAGUCCAGUAUAUCCGGUUAUUACAGAUAGUAAUGGAAUUGUUUUAUCAUUGCCACCUAUAAUUAAUGGAAAUCACUCAAAGAUUACUUUGGAUACAAAAAAUGUAUUCAUUGAAUGUACAGCUACUGAUUUAACAAAGGCAAAAGUAGUUCUAGAUACUAUUGUUUGUAUGUUUAGUCAAUACUGUGCUGAACCAAAUUGUGUUGAAUAUUGUGAAGUUGAAAACCCCAAUGGUACUUCAGUUUUGUACCCGGAAUUGGAAUAUAGAACUGAAACAAUUUCAAUUAAAAAAUGUAAUAAAAAAAUCGGAAUUAAUGAAUCUUCUAAUAGUAUCAUUCAACUCUUAUCAAAAAUGUGCCUUUUUUCUGAAUCAAAGAACAAUUCAGACACAGUUAAAGUUGUAAUACCUCCUACAAGACAUGAUAUUUUACAUCCUUGCGAUAUAUAUGAAGACGUUGCAAUUGCUUAUGGUUAUAACAAUAUAAAAAGAACUUUUCCAAAAACAAAUACUGUCGGUCAACAGUUUCCAGUUAACAAAUUGACCGAUCUAUUAAGGUACCCUAUUGCCGAAGCUGGAUUUACAGAAGCCUUAACAUUCACAUUGUGUUCAAGAGAUGAUGUAAGUACAAAAUUAGGGAUUGAUUCAAUAGACAAAGUUCCAGCAGUAUUUAUCUCUAAUCCGAAAACAUUAGAAUUUCAAGUAUGUCGUACUACUCUAUUGCCCGGUAUUCUGAAAACUAUCGCCGCUAAUAAGAAAAUGCCGCUGCCUAUGAAAAUAUUUGAAAUUGCGGAUGUCGUACUUAAAGAUUCUGAAGCUGAAGUUGGUGCUAGAAAUGAGAGAAGAAUAUGUGCAGUGAAUUGUAAUAGAAAUGCCGGUUUCGAAGUCGUCCACGGCCUCUUAGAUAAAAUAAUGUUACUUUUGGAAGUAUCUUGGUCAAGAAAAAAAAGCUCUGUUGGUUAUUAUUUACAAGCUGCCGAUGAUCCAACUUAUUUUCCUGGAAGAUGCGCAAAUAUAAUUUGCCAUGGAACUCUCAUUGGAAAAAUUGGUGUUUUGCAUCCAAAUGUUUUGGCCAAAUUUGAGCUAACAAAUCCAUGUUCUGCUUUAGAAUUAAAUAUUCAAUCCUUCGUUUAAAUGUUUAAUUGGCAUAUUAAAUGAUUUUAUCUAA
Messenger RNA from Diorhabda carinulata, 1981 nucleotides. RefSeq names its product phenylalanine--tRNA ligase beta subunit (gene beta-PheRS). Bases 160 to 1947 code for a protein of 595 amino acids. The transcript has 10 exons. Lineage: Eukaryota; Metazoa; Arthropoda; Insecta; Coleoptera; Chrysomelidae. Gene Ontology annotation, biological process: phenylalanyl-tRNA aminoacylation. Gene Ontology annotation, molecular function: RNA binding; phenylalanine-tRNA ligase activity; ATP binding. Gene Ontology annotation, cellular component: cytoplasm; phenylalanine-tRNA ligase complex. The record is from RefSeq and is a predicted model, not a curated record.